This is a messenger RNA of Linum tenue, 513 nucleotides long. Lineage: Eukaryota; Viridiplantae; Streptophyta; Magnoliopsida; Malpighiales; Linaceae. The record is from the annotation of a GenBank genome assembly.
AUGGCGGACAGCGGCGAACCGAAGAGCAGCAGCGGAGGCGACGCCUCGCCGAGCUCGGAGACGAAGAUCGAGCCGUUCAGGAUGCCGACGGUGGAGGAGAUGCGAGCCCAGGACGUGUGGAACAACUGCGCGAUUCGGAGCGCGUUCAGCGGCGUGGUCGGCGGCGGGCUGGGGAUCUUCAUGGGCUUCCUCCUCGGCGCGCUCGACAAUCCGCUGAUGCACGAUCCGGACAUGAGCGCCAAGAAGCAGUUCGUCUUCACCGCCAAGCAGAUGGGCAGCCGGAGCUGGAGCAACUGCAAGACGUUCGCCCUCAUGGGCCUGGUCUUCUCCGCCGCCGAAUGCGUCGUCGAGAAGGCCCGCGCCAAGCACGACGUCACCAACACCGCCGUCGCCGGCUGCGUCACGGGCGGCGCCAUGUCCGCCAGGGCCGGCCCUCAGGCCGCGUGCUACGGCUGCGCCGGGUUCGCUGCUUUCUCGGUACUGAUCGAGAAGUUCAUCGAUCGCCAUACCUGA